CCCUCACUGAGAGAGAGCCCACGGUGAGGAGAGUCAGUCCGGUGAGACGUCAGACAGGAGCUACGGAGAGGUCCCGAGGUGUGUAUGUGUGUGGAUGACAUUACCGGGGCACGUGCACGAUGCUGAACGCCGUUAAGAUGGAGGGACACGAGCACGUGGACUGGAGCGGCGGAGGGUACUACGGAGAGGCCGAGUGUUACCCCACUGUGAGCGGCCUGAGCUCCAUGAACUCUAUGAGCUACAUGAACGCUCCUGGAAUGACCACUGCCGGACACAUGAACCACUAUCUGAACCCUGCCGGGGUCAACCACUCCUCAAUGCCUGCCGGAGUUUCACCGAGUCCUGGGGCUGGAUCUAGGAUGACUGGCCUGGUGAGCCCCAUCAGCCCGCCUCCCUACGGGAACAUCCCAGUGCUGAGCCCGGUGUACGGGGCGCCCUGCGGGGCUGCGCCCAGAGAGCCCAAACCCCCCUACCGGAGGAGCUACACCCACGCCAAGCCUCCAUACUCCUACAUCUCCCUCAUCACCAUGGCGAUACAACAAUCCGAGAGUAAGAUGCUGACGCUGAACGAGAUCUACCAGUGGAUCAUGGACCUGUUCCCGUUUUACCGGCAGAACCAGCAGCGGUGGCAGAACUCCAUCCGACACUCACUCUCCUUCAACGACUGCUUCAUCAAAGUGCCCCGCCUACCGGAUAAACCAGGAAAGGGCUCGUUUUGGGCCCUGCACCCGGACUCUGGGAACAUGUUUGAGAACGGGUGCUACCUCCGGAGACAGAAACGCUUCAAGACCGGGAAGAAGGCCGGGGCAGAGGGAGGAGAGGCGGCGGAAAAGGCGGGCUCUGAAGGCAGCUCGGUGACCUCCACUGGGUCAGACUCCCCUCACUCUUCCUCCUCCUCUACCUCCCUCUCCUCUCCUUCAUCCUCUGAUGUGAAGACGGCUGGACUCGACCUAAAACCGCGUCCCUCCAGCCCCAUCCGUGUGCCCUCCCCUCACUUCUACUCCCACCAUCACCCUCUGCUUCUCCCUGAGCCAUCUCACCUCAAACCAGACCCCUACCAGCCCCACCAUCACCCCCACUCCCACCAGUACUCCUUCAGCCACCCGUUCUCCAUCAACACCCUCAUGUCAGAGCCGGUGGGUCAGUACGGGAUGGGUCAGUACUCCUGCCCUGUCUCUGGAGCGCUCAUGGCGGGCAGAAACAGCCUGGAUCACGGUCACAGUGACAGCAGCUACUACCGUGGAGUGUACAGCAGAACCAUCAUGAACUCCACCUGAAAUAACACCUGACUUUUUACAGUGUGGACUCUGAAAAAGACAGAAGGACUCACUGAGUGUGCUAUUAGAUUUGUAAAUGUUUUCCACAUUUUAAUCUUUUCGUCUUUGGAGUGUUUGUGUGUUAAAAAGAUAAAAAAUCUUUCUACAAA
Cheilinus undulatus (humphead wrasse) is the source of this 1426-nucleotide messenger RNA. RefSeq names its product forkhead box protein A2-like. The record is from RefSeq and is a predicted model, not a curated record. Gene Ontology annotation, molecular function: RNA polymerase II cis-regulatory region sequence-specific DNA binding; DNA-binding transcription factor activity, RNA polymerase II-specific. The coding region runs from base 120 to 1277 and encodes 385 amino acids. NCBI's taxonomy places the organism in Eukaryota, Metazoa, Chordata, Actinopteri, Labriformes, Labridae. The transcript is spliced from 2 exons. Gene Ontology annotation, biological process: anatomical structure morphogenesis; regulation of transcription by RNA polymerase II; cell differentiation.